Erinaceus europaeus (western European hedgehog) is the source of this 2166-nucleotide messenger RNA. RefSeq names its product NADPH--cytochrome P450 reductase. The transcript has 12 exons. Lineage: Eukaryota; Metazoa; Chordata; Mammalia; Eulipotyphla; Erinaceidae. The coding region runs from base 110 to 1864 and encodes 584 amino acids. Gene Ontology annotation, molecular function: NADPH-hemoprotein reductase activity; FMN binding; flavin adenine dinucleotide binding. Gene Ontology annotation, cellular component: cytosol. The record is from RefSeq and is a predicted model, not a curated record. Gene Ontology annotation, biological process: response to hormone.
CCCGCCCACACCCCCGCUGGCGCGCGCGGUGGUAGCGCCCGGGUGCUUUGGGCCUGCGUCCUGCUCGCGUGCCGGGAGAGCUGCCGGCCGCCCGCGUUGUGCUAUCGUCAUGGGGGAUUCCAGCCCAGAUGCCGCAGCCAGCAUGUCGGAGACGGCGGCUGAGGAGGUGUCACUGUUCAGCAUGACUGACAUGGUCCUCUUCUCCCUCAUCAUCGGCCUCCUCACCUACUGGUUCCUCUUCCGGAAGAAAAAGGAGGACAUCCCCGAGUUCACCAAAAUCCAGCCAGCGGCCCAGUCAUCUGUCAAAGACAGCAGCUUUGUGGAAAAGAUGAAGAAGACGGUGAGUUUUCCGCCCGUGCUCUCGCCUGCUGGUCUGGCCCUGGCGGUGGGAAGCCUGUGGGGGGCAGCUUGCCUCCGGGCAGCGGCUGGCAUUCUGCUCCACACACACUCCCAUCUGAACUCAGCUCCCAGGCUGCUCCGCGGCCAGCCUGCGGCUCACAGGGGGGCAUCGGACAUAGCCCCCGGCCUCACUGCCUCCCCCACCUCCAGCAUCCGCCAAUACGAGCUGGCAGUGCACACCGACGUGGACACUGCCAAGGUUUACACGGGCGAGAUGGGCCGUCUGAAGAGCUACGAAAACCAGAAGCCCCCCUACGAUGCCAAGAACCCGUUCCUGGCCGCAGUCACCACCAACCGGAAGCUGAACCAGGGCAGCGAACGCCACCUCAUGCACCUAGAACUGGACAUCUCCGACUCCAAGAUCAGGUAUGAAUCUGGGGACCAUGUUGCUGUGUAUCCCGCCAACGACUCCACACUGGUCAACCAGAUUGGCGAGAUCCUGGGGGCUGACCUGGACAUCGUCAUGUCCCUCAACAACCUCGAUGAGGAGUCCAACAAGAAGCACCCAUUCCCCUGCCCCACCUCCUACCGCACGGCGCUCACCUACUACCUGGACAUCACCAACCCGCCACGCACCAAUGUGCUGUACGAGCUAGCCCAGUACGCGGCCCAGCCCGCCGAGCAGGAGCAGCUGCGCAAGAUGGCCUCAUCCUCGGGCGAGGGCAAGGAGCUGUACCUGAGCUGGGUGGUGGAGGCCCGCCGCCACAUCCUGGCCAUCCUGCAGGACUACCCGUCGCUGCGGCCGCCCAUCGACCACCUGUGUGAGCUGCUGCCCCGCCUGCAGGCGCGAUACUACUCCAUCGCCUCGUCCUCCAAGGUGCACCCCAGCUCCGUGCACAUCUGCGCCGUGGCUGUGGAGUAUGAGACCAAGGCCGGCCGCCUCAACAAAGGCGUGGCCACCAGCUGGCUGCGCACCAAGGAGCCUGCCGGGGAGAACGGGUGCCGGGCGCUGGUGCCUAUGUUCGUGCGCAAGUCCCAGUUCCGCCUGCCCUUUAAGGCCACCACGCCCGUCAUCAUGGUGGGCCCCGGCACUGGGGUGGCCCCCUUCAUAGGCUUCAUCCAGGAGCGCGCCUGGCUGCAGCAGCAAGGCAAGGAGGUGGGCGAGACGCUGCUGUACUAUGGCUGCCGGCGUUCAGACGAGGACUAUCUGUACCGCGAGGAGCUGGAGCGCUUCCACCAGGAGGGCGCCCUCACCCAGCUCAACGUGGCCUUCUCACGGGAGCAGCCCCAGAAGGUCUACGUGCAGCACUUGCUCAAGAGGGACAAGGAACACCUGUGGAAACUGAUCCACGACCAGGGCGCCCACAUCUACGUCUGCGGGGAUGCUCGGAACAUGGCUAAGGACGUGCAGAACGCCUUCUACAACAUCGUGGAGGAGCUGGGCACCAUGGAGCACGCACAGGCUGUGGACUACGUCAAGAAGCUCAUGACAAAGGGCCGCUACUCCCUGGACGUGUGGAGCUAGACCACCCCGCAGCCCCGACCGCCCGCCCACCCAGUCAAUCUCCUCACUCCCUUCACCGGCCUCCUGGCUGGUGUCCGCUGGGUCUGGCAUCGGAGCAAGCCCAGUGACAGGACUGCUCCGGGCCCAGAGGAGCCCCCGGAACCUGCCCCGGGGACCGUGGCCGAGGGUGGCCGGGCCACGCAGCCUCACCGCAAGGGCUUUCUGCUCACCGGGCUGGGGCCUGGCCCCACCACGUGAUUUUCAAUGAGUGUAAAUAAUUUUAAAUAUCCCCCAGCCCUUGGAAUAAAGGUGUGUUUUCUGUA